This is a messenger RNA of Pectinophora gossypiella (pink bollworm), 949 nucleotides long. RefSeq names its product superoxide dismutase [Mn], mitochondrial (gene Sod2). Gene Ontology annotation, cellular component: mitochondrion. The record is from RefSeq and is a predicted model, not a curated record. Gene Ontology annotation, biological process: superoxide metabolic process. Bases 161 to 811 code for a protein of 216 amino acids. Gene Ontology annotation, molecular function: superoxide dismutase activity; metal ion binding. The transcript is spliced from 5 exons. Lineage: Eukaryota; Metazoa; Arthropoda; Insecta; Lepidoptera; Gelechiidae.
AUACAUUACAUUCUCAUUUGAUGACAGAAGUUUUUUGACAUACUUUUUGUUGCAUAAUUUUGCAACUGAUAUCAUAAAAAUACAUUUGGCAAGCAAGUAUCUCGCCGGUUGUAGCGGAACUUGAGACUUGUUCGUAAUUACAUUUCUUUUGGAGUACAAAAUGUUCGCGUCUCAAAGAUUCGGCGUUCUUAUGCGCACUCUGAGCGGUUCUCGUCAAAAGCACACUCUGCCAGACUUGCCAUAUGAUUACGCCGCAUUGGAGCCUGUGGUAAGCCGGGACAUCAUGAACCUGCAUCACAGCAAACACCAUGCCACAUACAUCAAUAACUUGAAUGCGGCUGAGGAGAAACUAAAGCAGGCGCAGGCUAAAGGCGACAUUCAGACGAUUAUCAGCCUGGCCCCCGCUCUCAAAUUCAAUGGGGGUGGCCACAUCAACCACUCUAUUUUCUGGCAGAACCUGUCCCCGAACGGUGGCAAGCCUUCUGCUGAACUCUGCAAAGCUGUCGACAAUGACUUUGGAUCAUGGGAGAACAUGAAGAACCAGCUGGCGGCAGCGUCUGUUGGAGUGCAGGGCUCGGGAUGGGGCUGGCUGGGCUACAACAAGAUAAUGAAGAAGUUACAGAUCGCCACCUGCCAGAACCAGGACCCGCUGCAGGCUACAACUGGUCUGAUUCCCCUGUUCGGCAUUGACGUGUGGGAGCACGCUUAUUACCUACAGUACAAGAACGUGCGCGCAGACUAUGUCAAAGCCAUAUUCGAUGUUGCCAACUGGCAAGACGUCUCGAGCAGAUACGAAAACGCCCUGAAGUGAACAAAUUCCCAAUGAAUACUCAGCAUUUAAAAAAUCUUUAGUUGUAAAAGCUUUAAAUCACGAUCACAUAGUGUCCAUGAUAGAAUGGGAUGAUACUUUAAGUUUAUAAAGGUACCUAAUAAAUAAUAUACAAUAAAA